UAUUUUGAUGUUUUGGGUGUAAACUCGUAUUGUCCCGCUCCUGUGUCUUUGAUCUGCUCCUCUUGUUUGUUUUUGACACCUUGGACAAUUCGAUCGAGCACCUUACCCUUCAUUUCAAAGAUCCGACCGACAAAAUGUCCCAGUUGAAAAACUUCGACACGGCCUUCACCCUCCAGGGCAAGACGGCCCUCGUGACGGGCGGAUCGCGAGGCCUGGGCCUGCACAUGGCCACGGCGUUCCUGCGCUCGGGCUGCUCGCACGUCAUCGUCACGGCGCGCAAGCUGGAGGGCGAGCAGGGCAUCCAGCAGGCGGUCGACAAGCUCAACCGGCUCCCGGGCAUCCGGGGCAAGGCGAUCGGCAUCGCCGCCAACGUGGCCGACUCCAAGGACAUCGUGCGGCUCGUGGGCGAGGUCAAGGACAUUGUCGGGAGCAAGGGCCUGAACAUCCUCGUCUGCAAUGCCGGCGCCGCGUGGGGGUCCAAGUUCGAGGACGCCCCGCCCAGCAGCUCCGUCAAGAUCCUGGACCUCAACGUCCGGGGUGUCUUUGAGCUGGUUCAGAAGUCUCUACCUCUCCUAGAACAAGCCUCUUCCAGGGACGACCCCAGCCGUGUGCUCAUCAUCAGCUCAACGGCUGGCAACAACGUGCCUCACGUUGGAGAGCACGGCACCAUCAUGUACUCCGCUUCCAAGGCGGCUGCAAAUCACCUGGGUCGCAACCUGGCUGUGGAGCUGGGCCCCCGAUACAUCACCUCCAACAUCAUCUCGCCGGGCUUCUUCCCGUCAAAGCUGGCGCAAGGCCUGAUCAGCAACCUAGGCGGUAUUGAUAGUCUGAGCAAGGACAACCCGAUGCGUCGUCUGGGUGAGCCUGAAGACAUAGCCGGCGUGGCUGUGUUCCUGUGCUCUCCCGCAGGAAAAUAUGUAAACGGAGUCGAAAUUGCAGUUGAUGGAGGAGCGAGACUGUCAGCGGGCAGGAUGUCCCGGUUGUGAGUACGAGCUUGGAAUCCACUGGUCUAGGUUGGUGAUUAGGGGAUCUGUGUUUGUAUUGGCGUAUCUAGGUAGUUAGGAAUGCAUCUCAUGGAACUGACAUGGCAUAAAUACCAAUCUGUGGGUCGUGCCAGCGAUGUGUGUAGGUCCUGCCAACGAUGUGUGGAGGAGGUUGAUGAUCGAUUGACGAGGCAACUU
This is a messenger RNA of Sodiomyces alkalinus F11, 1181 nucleotides long. RefSeq names its product rhamnolipids biosynthesis 3-oxoacyl-reductase. Lineage: Eukaryota; Fungi; Ascomycota; Sordariomycetes; Glomerellales; Plectosphaerellaceae. Gene Ontology annotation, molecular function: oxidoreductase activity. The coding region runs from base 135 to 986 and encodes 283 amino acids. The record is from RefSeq and is a predicted model, not a curated record. The transcript is spliced from 4 exons.